CCCAUAUCUCUCUCUCUCACACACACAGCAAUAUGGUGUCAUUAACACCCCCAACACCAUAAUAAAUGCCAUUUCAUCUUCUCAAUACGUUCUGCAAUAACUCCUCUCUACCCCUUCCCAUUCUCUUCCUCAUCUUCGAUCUACUCCACCCUCUCCAUCGCUUCCCCCCUCCCUUUCCUCUUUUCAUUCUUCCUCUUCCUCUUAAAUUCUACUCACGGGAAACCUAAGUCUGGGUUUUCCGCUCCCUUCACAGUUCACGCCAUAUCAGAUCCAUAUCUGACCUCCCGAAACAGUUGAAGAAGGGUCCGGCAAGUUCGGAGCUUGAUCAAGAAGACAAGAACCGAUAUGUUCGCUGACGUUAUAUUAUGGAGAUUUUUGUUUGAGUAACUUAUUGUUAUUAUUAUCAACUUCAAAGAAGAAGAAAAAGAAUAGCUAGUAGAAAUAAUAAUAAUAAUAUUCUAAGUUUAUCGUUUCAGUCUUUCUGCUGUCAAGACAGACAGACAAGGAGGAAAAACCUCGGUUUCCACAUCCUACAAACACAAGUCAAACCUAUAAAUAUAUAUAUGUACACUAUGAGAGAGAGAAGAGGGUAGGUCGAACUUUUAGGGUUUCUUAAAGAAAGCAAGAGAUUAUAUAUAUAGUUUCCGGCCUCCGGCCGGGCUUUUAUGAAGUUUCCGGCGACUGCGACGACGGACCUCGUAUUAUAAAUCUGUAAGAGUUGAAGAAGUAGUUUUGAUUCAGCUUGAAAGAUGUUUCAGCCAAACAUGUAUGAAAGCCAUCAUCACCAUCAUCUGCUGGAUAUGAGCAGUCACAAAAACCCAGAAAAUGAGUUUGAUGAUAUCAUCAGAGAUGAAGAAUAUGAGAGCAAAUCCGGCACCGAUAUCAUGGAACCGCCGUCCGGCGACGAUCAAGAUCCCAAUCAACGCCCUAACAAGAAGAAGCGUUACCAUCGCCACACUCAACACCAAAUCCAAGAAAUGGAAUCGUUUUUUAAAGAAUGCCCUCAUCCAGAUGAUAAGCAAAGGAAGGAUCUUGGAAGAAGGUUAGGCCUAGAGCCUCUACAAGUCAAGUUUUGGUUCCAGAACAAGCGCACUCAAAUGAAGGCACAACAUGAGCGCAGUGAGAACUCACAACUCAGAGCUGAGAAUGAGAAGCUUCGGGCUGAUAACAUACGGUACCAAGAAGCUCUAAGUAAUGCCACGUGUCCUAACUGCGGUGGGCCCGCUGCUAUCGGGGAGAUGUCGUUUGAUGAACAACAACUGAGGAUUGAAAAUGUUCGCCUGAGAGAAGAGAUUGAAAGAAUUACACAAAUUGCUGCAAAGUUUGUUGGAAAACCAAUGCUUUCGUUUCCAAACUUACCCCCUAUGGGGGCAAACCGUACACUUGACCUCGGAGUUGGAAACUUUGGACAUCUGUCAGGGGAUUUGUACAGCACUGGUGACCUUCUCAGGUCAGUCUCAGGCCCAACCGAUGCUGACAAGCCGAUGAUCAUUGAGCUGGCAGUGGCUGCAAUGGAGGAGCUGGUUAGAAUGGCUCAAGCUGGAGAGCCAUUGUGGGUUUCUAGCCCAGACAACUCCACUAAGAUUUUAUGUGAGGAUGAAUAUAUCCGAUCAUUUCCUCGAGGAAUUGGACCGAAACCGCUCGGAUUGAUCUCUGAAGCUUCACGAGAGUCUGCUGUUGUCAUCAUGAACCACAUUAAUCUCGUCGAAAUUCUCAUGGAUGUGAACCAAUGGGCAAAUGUGUUUGCUGGUAUUGUUUCAAGAGCAAUCACCUUGGAGGUCUUGUCAACUGGUGUUGCAGGAAACUACAAUGGAGCUUUACAAGUGAUGAGUGCUGAGUUUCAAGUCCCUUCACCACUUGUCCCUACAAGAGAAAACUACUUUGUGAGAUACUGCAAGCAGCAUUCGGAUGGCACGUGGGCUGUCGUUGAUGUUUCCUUGGACACAUUACGCCCUUCCCCGAUUUCGCGGUGUAGAAGAAGGCCUUCUGGUUGUUUAAUCCAAGAAAUGCCUAAUGGUUACUCUAGGGUAACAUGGAUCGAACAUGUAGAGGUGGAUGAUCGAGCGGUUAGUAGCUUAUACAGACCGCUCGUAAACUCGGGCCUUGCGUUCGGGGCGAAGCGCUGGAUAGCAACAUUGGACCGACAGUGCGAACGACUUGCGAGCGCAUUGGCAAACAGCAUUCCAGCAGUAGAUGGUGGUGUUAUAACAAGUCCAGAGGGGAGAAAGAGCAUGCUAAAGCUGGCUGAGAGGAUGGUGAUGAGCUUCUGUGCCGGAGUGGGGGCAUCAACGGCUCAUACAUGGACAACGUUGUCAGGGAGCGGUGCAGAUGAUGUUAGGGUUAUGACUAGGAAGAGCAUAGAUGAUCCUGGGAGACCACCUGGUAUUGUGCUAAGCGCUGCCACCUCUUUCUGGCUCCCGGUCCCACCAAAAAGGGUUUUCGAUUUCCUUCGAGACGAAAACUCAAGAAGUGAGUGGGAUAUUCUCUCAAAUGGUGGACUUGUUCAAGAAAUGGCACACAUUGCUAAUGGCCGAGAUCCAGGGAACUGUGUAUCUCUACUCCGGGUUAAUAGUGCUAAUUCAAGCCAAAGCAAUAUGCUCAUACUACAAGAGAGUUGCACAGACGCAACAGGGUCCUUUGUGAUAUAUGCUCCAGUUGACAUUGUGGCCAUGAAUGUGGUCCUAAGCGGGGGUGACCCUGACUAUGUCGCCCUCCUUCCCUCCGGCUUCGCCAUCCUCCCGGACGGCCCGACAACCAACGGGGGCUUAAACACUGAGAUCGGAACUGGCGGUUCACUUCUCACAGUUGCCUUCCAGAUUUUGGUUGAUUCUGUUCCUACCGCUAAACUCUCUCUUGGUUCGGUCGCCACUGUCAAUAGCCUUAUUAAGUGCACUGUCGAAAGGAUCAAAGGCGCUGUUGCUUGUGACCCUGCAUGAAAUACCUCAUAGAAAAGAUGUUUUUGAAGUGGAAGGGGUGGGAAAGGAAUAAGAAGUCAAGAACGCACCUGAAGCAAUCCUUGUGGAAUUGUGCUUUGUUUUAUGAUAAUUAAGAUAACAUGAAGGAAGCAGAAAAGCAUUUCACCAGGGUGAUACCUAGCUAGGUUCGGGAAUUGACUUUGGGAAUAUAAUGAUGCAUGGUGGGGAAGAUCCAAGAGUUUUAAGCUUUUAGUAAACCUACUUAAUUAAUUAGAUGUUGCUUAAUUAAUAGGUUGCUUGCAUCAAUGAAUUCAAGUAAACCUACUAGGGCUCUUGAAAUCUAGGGUUCUAUUCAAUUUGUAUCUGUUCCUGAAAAAAUUGGUAGUUUAGAAUAUGCGACUUGAUUAAUAUCAUAUCUUUUGCUAACAAAUUGAUUAUUGUUAAGUUCUGUAUUGAACUACUUGAUCUAAAUUCAUUU
Molecule: messenger RNA, 3393 nt
Organism: Cuscuta europaea
Lineage: Eukaryota; Viridiplantae; Streptophyta; Magnoliopsida; Solanales; Convolvulaceae
Source: the annotation of a GenBank genome assembly